Messenger RNA from Nematolebias whitei (Rio pearlfish), 2044 nucleotides. It is a transcript of the gene syngr2b, whose product is annotated as synaptogyrin 2b. Bases 127 to 870 code for a protein of 247 amino acids. Gene Ontology annotation, cellular component: synaptic vesicle membrane; neuromuscular junction. The transcript is spliced from 4 exons. The record is from RefSeq and is a predicted model, not a curated record. NCBI's taxonomy places the organism in Eukaryota, Metazoa, Chordata, Actinopteri, Cyprinodontiformes, Rivulidae.
CUCACCGUCAGUCCUCGGAGGAGCUGCGAGCGGCAGGACUGUCCAGUUCGGUAGGGGUAUCUUGUCAGCUCGGUUCGGGUCACGCGUGGGGGGGGAGAGCUCGGGAGGGUCGGCCCACACGGAGACAUGGAGGGGACAGGUGGACCGAGCGCGUACGGAGUUCCGCUCGCGGGGGGAGGCUUCGACUUCCACAAGUUCAUCCGGGAUCCGCAAACUAUCGUGCGGCUGCUCAGCUGGGUGUUUGCCAUUGUGGUGUUUGGAACGAUAACUGGAGAAGGAUACAUCAACAGUCUGCACGAUCCUGAGGGGAGGUGCAUGUUCAACCACAGCAACUCUGCGUGCAGCUAUGCUGUUGGUAUCGGGGUGAUCGCCUUCCUGGCCUGCGUGGCCUUCGUCGUGUUGGACGUUUAUGUGCCUUUUAUGAGCAACGCACAGGAAAGAAAGUUUAUUGUCUUGGCUGACCUGGGAUUCUCAGGAGCGUGGACCUUCCUGUGGUUUGUGUGUUUCUGCGUGUUGACCAGUCAGUGGAGUCAAACGCAGGACUAUGGUGGUGUCCCUGUGGACGCAGCACGUGCCACCAUCGCCUUCUCGUUCUUCUCCAUCGCCACAUGGGGAAUCCUAACCUACUUCGCCCUCGGUCGUUUCCGUCGAGGUGUAAACGACGGCACUGUUCCUACCUACACCGAGCCGCCAUCGGACCACCACACCCCCUACCCUCCAACCUACGCACCCACCUCCUACAAUCCCACCACGUACACCCCUACCACCUACACCUACCCCAACAACCCGCCCGAGCCGCACCAUCAGCCUCCCUUCACCUCCAACCUCUCGCCUCAGGGUGACGACGGCUACCAGCCGCCCACAUAUUGAUGAAACAGGAAAGGUGGCGUUCCGGGUCAUCGGCUGCAAGGACCCGGAGCUCAGUCCUGCUGAUGUGGUUUGGAUUUAACGCACUUUUCAAAGUGUUUCGAGGAUCUGAAGCGUGAUGUUUGAGACGACGGACACUGCUAUUUACGUCAAAAAGUCUAAGAUCAGAUCUGAAGACAUCAGAGAUUAAAGUUCGAGUAAUCUAACCUUAGACCUGUGUGCAAAAGCAACUUUUACCUCACAUGAGCUGAUCCUGCAGGGGAGGGGUUACGUUGCAUUAGAGAUAAAGAAAAAAAAACAAUAAUCUAGAGGCUAACGUUUUUCUUUUUAAUUUUGUAAACUCAAAAAUGUGCCUUUGAAUAUAGAGUUAAUGUAAUUUUCAUGGUUAUGAGAUACAUUUUUGUUUCUUGUGGUCACAACUAUUGUGAGUUUUUGAAGCCAAAAUUAUUUUUUUUUUGCAAAAAGUUAUUAAAUUAACAGUGCUACAAAUUUAGUUCAAAGGAUAUUUUUGUGGUUUAAGAUGUUUUUGUGCCACAAUAAAACGUUUCUUUGUUGCCAUCGGAACAUUUAAAAACCAGUCGCCUCAUUACUUCCAGAAUGUGUAACAGAUCAGUGUUGGUAAAAAAUAAAUAAAAAAAAGUUUACACGUGCCGAACUGACCUUUAAACCUGCGGCUUUCAGAUAAGAGAGGAGCUUUACAUCAACUCUGCACCCAUUUCACUGCUUCCACGGCGGAGUUUGUUCUCCAACGUGACAUUAUUUAAAGAAAGCUGCAUCUGUUUUGACAUUUACCGUUACUUAAAAUGCUUUCGUGUCUAUUAAUCCCAGUUUACUGCCUCGACCCGCCCAUGAAGACAUGGCUCAUUUUGUCUGAUAGAAAUGUGGCUGCUGUUCAGGAAGACGAGAAUCAGACAGCCCAAGAUCAGUUUUCUUAUGUUGCCAUGUUUUGAGUUAAUUGCGUUAUCGAUGUUUUAUCUUUUGAUGAAAGUGUGUAGCUGUAACUGAACACAAAUGUAUCUUUUUUUGUUGUGGCGUUAAAAAAGCAAAACAUGUUAUAUUUAAACUUUGGUUAUUUAGGUUUGAACAGCUGCAUUCAGUUCCUCACAUCGCCUUAGUUUAUCUUUCAGCCUCUGAAACGUCACUUUAGUAUUUAGAUCAAUUAAAAGUCUGACGUAUU